Messenger RNA from Leptosia nina, 303 nucleotides. The record is from the annotation of a GenBank genome assembly. NCBI's taxonomy places the organism in Eukaryota, Metazoa, Arthropoda, Insecta, Lepidoptera, Pieridae.
AUGCUAUCUUGCGGACUGUAUCGUAUUCCGCCUGAGCGCAUUAUAUCUCCAGUCACUCUCAAUCACUCAAGCUGUCCGCCUGUCAGUCAUAAGCAAGACGAACGGGGGGGCGAACCCACACCUCCCGAGAGUCAAAAACGCGACAAAGCCGGCCGGUGCUGGCGGCGAGUUAACAUCAUUAUCGGUGGGGUGUGGGUUGUGGGGUCAUGGGGGGAAAUGGGGGACACACGUCGCUCAGAUGUCGCGCACAGACGGACGUCUUUGUCCGCCGCUUUAUUUACCCCGUGCCUUUGUAAAGGAUAG